AUGCCCAACCAAUCAUCUGGUCUCUCACCACACAAUCUGCUUACCAAAACUCGCUGGAAACAAUCACAACUUGCCGAUGUUCAAGUCUGGGGAUGUCCAGUGUAUGUCUUGGACAAACACAUGCAAGAUGGAAAGAAACUUUCUCGGUGGAAGCCUCGAUCCACCCGUCAGAUCUACGUUGGAAUGAGCAAGAGGCAUGCAUCGUCAGUUCCACUUUGUUUGAAUCCCGACACAGGAGCCAUCACCACGCAAUUUCAUAUUGUAUUUGAUCCUACCUUCUUGACCAUGGCAACGAAUAUUGAUGACCUACCUGAUUUUGGUUCGGAAGCCUGGUCCAAACUCUUUGGAGACUCCGUCUACCAAUAUGUUCUGGAUGAUCCUGAGGACCCAUUGCAUCCACCUGAUCCCCCUCCACCUUUAACUGCAAGAGUCCGAGAACAAACAGAAUUUCACAACCUGCCUACUCCAUUGGACGUUGUUCCGCCACCUACCAAGCCACAAGUUGAUUCCUCUGGAGCUACCAAACAUUUGAUCCAGAGGGAGACAGUCAUCGAGAAUCCGCCAGCUGUUCCCCCCGUUCAGCCAUCUCCUUCUCAGAGGGAGAAUCCAACAGCAUCACCUCGCAAACCUGCACCUGCACCGCAACCAUCAGCCACACGCACAUCUCGCAGAUUCAACAAAGCCCAACCUCCUAAACGCUUUGGGUAUGAUGGACAUGGGCCCGCAGGAUACACCGCACCCCUAAAAUCACAAAGUCCAGAGACCAACAACUUCUACACUUACUUUUCCGCAUACUUCAACUCUUUGAACAUUGAAUUGGAACACUCCCAUGACUGCAGCUUCAUUCCUAGCUCGUACAAAGCAAGAGCGACCAAGGACCCAGACGUUUUCACUUACAAUGAAGCGGUCAACAGUCCCAACAGCGAAAAGUGGACUGCAGCAGCAAAGAAAGAAAUUGAAGAACUUGAAGGAAAGCUCACCUGGAUUGAAGUCCCAAUGUUGAAAGCAAAGACCAAGAUCAUUCCUGGAACUUGGGUCUUUCGUGUCAAGAGAAAUCCAAGCGGAGAAAUGACCAAAUUUAAGGCAAGAUACGGUGUGAGAGGAGACCUGGAAGAAAUGGAUGUUGACAAAAACACGUUUGCACCUACCGUUGCAUGGGGUACUGUCCGUCUGUUUCUUGUCCUUUGCUUGAUCCUUGGAUGGGCCUCCGUCUCAGUUGACUUCAGUAAUGCAUUCAUACAAUCCAAACUGGACAAACCAAAAUGGGUACACUUACCUCAAGGAUUCGUCUCUCCAAAGGGCAAAGGAACAUGCCUUCAACUCAACAAGUCACUAUAUGGGACCAAAGCUGCUCCCGCCCUAUGGAAUAAGACCGCCAUGGAAGGAUUCACAAAGUGUGGAUUCAAACAAUCCGAUUUUGAUCCGUGUCUUUUGUACAAGAAAGGCUUGAUGGUGGUUCUGUAUGUUGAUGACGCUGGAAUUGGUGCCAAGGAUCCAGCAGACAUCGACAAGCUCAUUGAGGAACUCAGAGAACUCAAAUUUGAACUAAAGAAAGAAGGCGAUUUCAAUGAGUUUCUUGGCAUAAAAUUUGACAAACGCAAAGAUGGUUCAGUCAAACUUACUCAGACUGGUUUGAUUGACAAGGUUUUGGAAGCAGCAGGAAUGACCGAUUGCAAUCCCAGUUGA
Molecule: messenger RNA, 1686 nt
Organism: Cylindrotheca closterium
Lineage: Eukaryota; Bacillariophyta; Bacillariophyceae; Bacillariales; Bacillariaceae
Source: the annotation of a GenBank genome assembly